AUGUCCGAGCUCUGUGCGAUUCUCACCUUGGUACUGUUAAUUGGGGUACCGCAUGCAGUAACUGCUCUAUACACAGGGGGCCAAUUCGAGUAUCGAGUGAUACGGCGAGACGGUCCCCACCCUGAUCUCCAUCUUUCUUGGGAAGACUAUCUCUUCUGUUCAGUUGACAAGGUUCACCUUGAGGACAGCCUCCGUCGCAGCACUCAAUUGGAGGGACCGUCCAAGCCUCUCGUCAUCAAAUCCACCGAAAAGUUCCCGCUCGUGUAUUGGAUCAACUAUACGAUCUCCUUCCAUUACAAGUGUCUCUUGAAGGAUGUCUGGAAAAUCAGGAAAACCACUUCCGGGAGAGGCGCGUCGAAUUUCGCGACCCUCAAGUGGGAGGUCCCGGCUGAAAUCCUCCGACUCGACGCAUGGGCGACGGUCCACAUCCAUCUAGUGGCCGAGGGGUAUUUCCCGGAGCGAUCCAGAUACAGGAGAUCCAACGUGACGGGACCCUUCAUCUUGAGGCCGCUCUCACUUGAUGUGGUGUACACGGUGUCUCUCACAGUUCAAAUCGCCAACGAAUCUAGCAUCGCCGAAAAGAAGCGAUUCCUUGUCGGCGUCUCAGACGAGCUCAGCCGUGUGGAUGAUAUCGAUGUGCUGUUCAAGAACGACACCGAAGUCGCUCUACAAUGGGGUUACGAGGAGUACAUCGACUCUAUCGCCUUCAUCAGAGCUUUCGAAGUCAGAUGGAGACCCAUUUCCGCUGGUGCCUUUUGGCAGCAAGUCAUCACAACCAAGUGGAACUACACGUUGACGAAUCUCGAGCCCAAUGUCCCAUAUAACAUUUCCGUCAGCGCGUAUUUCCUGUGUGGAAACAAAGCGGUUCAAGGUGCCCGGAGGUACACGCUCAUCGGCGUCGACCCAUCUGCAGAUUUCCCGAUCUUGAUCUCGACGGCGGGCGUUGUGACCUUCAUACUCAUCGUGAGCGCGGUCAUAGCUUGCUUCUCUUGUGCAGCUCACAGGGAAAGAGACCUCAUGGAGAGCUUGAAGUUUCUCUGCUUCGAUGUGCUCAUUCUCAUGACGGUGGCCUACUCUUCAGGCGGGCAAUCUGCACCUGUGAUGUUGCCCUUCAAUGAAGAGAAUUCCCCGAAGAACGGGGUCCUGCCAGGCCUCUAUCGAAUCGAGGCGAUCUUCAGCGCUGUCGGACCAAUGGGCAUCCUGAAUCUGACCUGGCCGACAGUAAUCUGUGUUGGAGGGGAGAGACCGAGCUACAGGGUCGAGGUGCAUCAGGAGUACGGGUUUCUCAGAGAAGUGACCAAUGGCACCUGCUGCAGCAUAAGGUCCAGCCAAGAUUUCCCUGUUCUGUUUUUCCAAGAAUACUUGCUCAAGUUAUCCUGCGUCUGUGGACGUCACGCAGAAACGUUGCUAUGGAUUCGGCGGUUCACCUCGGGACCCGGAGAGCCGCUGCCUCUCAAGAAUCUCAUCGUCGCGACCCAGGACACCAACGCCUUCCUAGUGUGGGAAACACCAUCAGAGUUGAGGAAAUUCUGCGGCAAUCGCGCAUUCGAGGUUCAUGUCACCAUCUGUGAAGAAGAGCGAGCGGUCUGUGGGAUUAGGACCCUCCCUCUUUGUCCAAGAGCUUUACCGAAUCUCCGCUAUUUGAGUCGUGAUCGAGUGUACGUUAUAAGAGCGGAAGUCGUCGUUGGGAGUUUCCGGAGCAGAGACGUUUCGAUCAUCCUCAAGCAGCAUUCCUAUCGGGGAAUAUCGGCGAUGAAAAUUCUGAAAAUUCUCGGUCUCAUCCUCCUCGCUGCGUACGUGCUGUUGCUCUUGACCUACGUUAUCUACCGCAAUCACUGCAUUUGAACGUGACAGAGAUUCUCGGAAAACCAGAUGUUAGCAGUCCGAGCUUCAUCUCCAUUGCCGUGACAUGAUUGCGGAUGAGUCUUCCCGUCGCUGUG
Molecule: messenger RNA, 1940 nt
Organism: Galendromus occidentalis (western predatory mite)
Lineage: Eukaryota; Metazoa; Arthropoda; Arachnida; Mesostigmata; Phytoseiidae
Exons: 11
Coding region: 1-1845 (614 amino acids)
Source: RefSeq, a predicted model, not a curated record